AUGGACAGUCUUUCCACAGAUGGCGAAGAAACCUUGUCGUCGCUCACGGACGCCCAAGAAGAAGUCAUGUCCAUAUGCAUGGUGAUCUCUGGUUUGUUGAGUAUGUUUGGAAGCACCACCAUUGUCUAUCGAGUGCUAAAGAAGAAGAAGGACAAGAAACCAUUCGAUCGAAUCAUGCUGGGACUAUCCACCUUUGAUAUUAUUGGGAGUUUCUCCUUUGUCUUGACUCCCUUUGCGCUGCCAGCAGCGACCAGUCCAAGAGUCUGGGCGGCUGGGAAUGAUGCGAGUUGCUCCUUUCUUGGAUAUUUGUCACAAUUGAGCAUCGGGGCAGCGUGGUAUUCCUGUUUGCUGAGUUUCUACUUUUUGGCCACCUUGCGGCUACGGGUAUCCAACGACGAUUUUGCCGUUCGAUUUGAGCCAUACAUUCAUGGAUUGAGCAUCUUUUACUUUCUAUUUACAGCCACCAUUGGUGUACCAUUUCACCUGUACAGAGAAACCGAGCUAGGUCUUGGUUGUUGGGUGACGAACAGAGUACCACUCGAUUGCACUCGGAACCUUGACUGCAUUGGACAUAUUGUAGCUUGGUUCUAUGGUGGACUUUGUUUAUUUUUUACCAUGGUCGCCUUGCCUCUAAAUUAUUUCUUUACCUACUGUUUUGUCCGACAAACACUCAAGAUUUUGGCGCGGCACAAUCCCAUUCAAGCCAUGCAAGUCAGAAAACUGGGUGUUCAAGGAACAUUGUAUGUGCUAGCCUUUUUCAUUUCGUAUGGACCCCAGCUGAUCAUCCGAAUCUUCGCCAUUGCCUAUUCUUAUGAAAGGUCUGCCGAACCGGGGAUCUAUUGGCUGUUGGUUCUGAAUAGUAUUUGUUAUCCGCUGCAAGGGUUCUUGAACAUGUUUGUAUAUUCCAGGCCGAAUUUCUUGAAAUUGCGAGAAGCGGGCAUGCCACUGUUCCAAGCACUCCGAGCUGCUUGCUUUCAGAAUGAUAUUCCCAAGGCCAUGGAACAGAGGACUCUGCGUGUCCGAUCUUCGAAACACUACGACUCUUCUGAAGAAAUCACAAAGUUCCUUUCCAAUGUGGAACGUCGAGCCUCUGCCGUGAGCAUCAAGAAGCCAGUCCGGCACUACGAAGAGAGUUCUCUUGGUUUCUUGCCGGAGGUAAUUGAGGUGGUUCCAAAUGACGAAGAAAGUACAGCAGAAGAGUAG
Cylindrotheca closterium is the source of this 1203-nucleotide messenger RNA. Lineage: Eukaryota; Bacillariophyta; Bacillariophyceae; Bacillariales; Bacillariaceae. The record is from the annotation of a GenBank genome assembly.